Molecule: messenger RNA, 2111 nt
Organism: Monopterus albus (swamp eel)
Lineage: Eukaryota; Metazoa; Chordata; Actinopteri; Synbranchiformes; Synbranchidae
Product: serine/threonine-protein phosphatase 2A catalytic subunit beta isoform-like
Exons: 7
Coding region: 339-1268 (309 amino acids)
Molecular function (GO): protein serine/threonine phosphatase activity
Source: RefSeq, a predicted model, not a curated record
AUGCGAUGACGUAAACAGGAUUUGUUGCUCAGCCUCGCUUUGGACCACAGCUUUAGGGCUGGGUCUACAGUUUCUGUGAGCUAGUUUUAUAGUCGUCACUAACAGGUAUGACCUUAGUAGAGAACUUCGCUGUUUCUGUAUCAUGUGAAACGAUCACUUUGCAUCCACCAAACUGUUGGCGCAUUCGUUUUCGCUGAGUACGCAAACACAAACGCACAGACACUACAAGCUGCUAAUGACCACAGAGUUUGCUAGGACGAAGCCGGGCCAUCAAAACGUAACGAAAUAACGACAGGUUUUCCUGAGGAUUUUGUUCGCUAGCUGACAACAAACCAGGCAUGGACGACAAGUCGUUAACCAAGGAGCUGGACGGAUGGAUUGAACAACUGAAUGAAUGCAAGCAGCUAACAGAGAAUCAGGUCAAAGUCCUAUGCGAAAAGGCUAAGGAGAUCUUGACAAAGGAGUCCAAUGUGCAGCAGGUGAGAUGUCCAGUAACAGUCUGCGGAGAUGUCCAUGGCCAGUUCCAUGACCUAAUGGAGCUGUUUAAGAUCGGAGGGAAGUCCCCAGACACCAACUACCUCUUUAUGGGAGACUAUGUUGACAGAGGCUACUAUUCUGUGGAGACAGUCAGUCUUCUGGUUUCACUGAAGGUAAGAUUUCCUGAAAGAAUCACAAUUCUCAGAGGGAACCAUGAAAGCAGACAGAUCACACAAGUGUAUGGCUUCUAUGAUGAGUGCUUGAGGAAAUAUGGAAAUGCCAAUGUUUGGAAGUACUUCACAGAUCUGUUUGACUAUCUACCCCUCACUGCGCUUGUAGAUAACCAGAUUUUCUGCCUCCAUGGAGGACUGUCCCCUUCAAUAGAUACACUGGAACACAUCAGAGCGCUGGAUCGCUUACAGGAGGUUCCUCAUGAGGGGCCCAUGUGUGACUUGUUAUGGUCAGACCCAGAUGACCGUGGUGGUUGGGGCAUCUCACCCCGUGGGGCUGGUUACACCUUCGGGCAGGAUAUUUCUGAGACUUUCAACCAUGCAAACGGCCUAACUUUGGUCUCGAGAGCCCACCAGCUGGUGAUGGAGGGUUAUAAUUGGUGCCAUGACCGCAAUGUAGUGACAGUCUUCAGUGCACCAAACUAUUGUUACCGAUGUGGAAACCAGGCAGCAAUCAUGGAACUUGAUGAUACGUUGAAAUACUCUUUCCUACAGUUUGACCCUGCACCACGCAGAGGAGAGCCCCAUGUGACUCGGCAUACUCCAGACUAUUUCCUGUAAAGAUCACUGGCGACGAUGGCGAUGGGUUACACCGAUGCUUGAGAAAUGAAGCAUUCAUAAUCCCAUGGACCAAAAGAAGUCUGUGCCAUAGUCACAGUUAAACUGAAACCAUCACAUCUAGCUAAAACUACUACUGUCCUUUCAAAUCUUUCCUCUCUGUGCAUGAUGUUUUUAUUGCUAGAAACGACUGCUACCAUCACAACACCUGGGCCUAGAUGUAUAAACAAUGUGUAUACACAGAAACCGUGGGUAUGCCUUUUCCCCACAUAUACAGGGGUAUGCAUAAACACAGACUGUCCUGGAAGAAUGUGUGCACCUCGUUUCAGACCAUGCGUACACAUGAUUUGAGUAGGUGUAAUAUGAUGAAGUGGAAAUAAAAGAUAGGGUGAGACAGCCCAUUGUAAACAGCUUGCAUUGUUUUAGCUGUUUGCCUACACUGAUCAGCCUUAAUGUUAUUGACUCCAUAGAUACUUUAUUGAUCCUGAGGGAAAUUCAGGUAUCCAGAAGCAGCAGCACUAAUUAUAAGAAUCACAGCACGCCAAAAUAAAUGCAUAAAAGUGUAAAACAGAAAUGCAAAAAAUAUGAAAAGUAUAAAAGUAUGAGUAUACAAAUCUUAAAACUAUAUAAAUAUUGAGUAAUGUGAUUUGUUUAAGGGAACUUUACUUUUUCACAGGACUGUCGCCUACUAUACUGUCAAACUUGUACAUAGAGUCGUGUGUGUGUGUGUGGGGGGGAGGAUCCUGCAAAGUUUUGCCAGUUAUUGAUUUAUUGUUUAUGUAUCAAUGCUGCCAACAUGUCAGAGCAUCAGCGGAUGUAGUGUUCAGUCCUCUGCUCAAAGUAAAA